This is a messenger RNA of Hyalella azteca, 3256 nucleotides long. RefSeq lists its product as uncharacterized. The transcript has 18 exons. The coding region runs from base 88 to 2514 and encodes 808 amino acids. The record is from RefSeq and is a predicted model, not a curated record. NCBI's taxonomy places the organism in Eukaryota, Metazoa, Arthropoda, Malacostraca, Amphipoda, Hyalellidae.
UCGCAGUCGGCACUCACAGAGCUAUGACAGUUAGCCGGUGAGUUACGGCAGAAGGGUGAUCAGUGACGCAAAUGAUACAUACAUUUCAUGCUACCUACAGUUCACGAAGAAACUGAAAAUUUAGUCAGUUACAGGCCUGCUAAAUCCAGUGAAGUUCUAAUACAGGGAUUAGAAUAUCCCCUGGACAUAACUAGUUUGGUGUUGGGUUAUAGUCUUCCUUGUUCAUCUUCUUCCUUCGCAACUAGAAAACCAGGAAGGAUGGAAGGUUCGCGUGCCAAUGGGGAAUCCUCGUCAAUGUCCCCGCGUCCUGAAACCAGCGGUGAACCGAAAGCGAAUGGUGAACCUCGUCCAGUCUCCGAAGGAGCCUCUCCUGAGAAGAGCGCAAGUGAUAAGUCGCCUAGCCCUACCAAGAACGGCGGGCCUGAUGACCCUGAGGUGAAGCCGCGCCAGAACGAAGAGACGCAGCGCGCCUCUGGCCGUGAACGAGAGAACCGAGAUGGUGCACGGAAGAACAGAAAUAGCAGGAGCAGCAGCCGAAAAUCGGAUAAAAGUAAGAAAUGGUGGGUUUGUCCAGAAGCGGAAUGUCGCGCACGCAAUUCCAUCGACGCUACGACCUGCACAAAUUGUGGUGUUCAGCAGAUAAACAAAUCAACGAGUCGUCAUAUGUACGCUCGCAACUGGGAGAAGACGCGCGUGUCGGGGCUGGUAGUGACGCACGUUACCUCCCCAACCACCGUCUACAUCCAAACACCUCAGCAGCAGCACGACUACGCUCGUCUCCGCAACUGCAUGGCUAUGGCUUACGCCAGUGCCUCGUAUCGACCUUCCCUUGUAGCCGCUAACAUGAUGUUGGGCAUGAAGUACGGAGACGGCUACGAACGCGUGCGCACGGAUCAAAUUGUCCCAGAUAAGCAGGCUCAGGCAGCUGAUCUCAAUGCUAACUCUACUCCACAGUCGGAAGCCAAUUCAGAGCCCGUCAAGCUGGAGCAAAAAUCCGCUCCGUCGUCGCCAGGUGGAGGCACUUCCCUGAAGUGGCGCGUGCAGCUCGUGGAUCGUGGCAGCUGGUGUGAGGCGCUGGAGGACGACUUCAACUUCCUCCUGUCAGGUCUUUCAGACCUCGCGCCCCUGGCCACAAAGUACUCCCUUAAUGAGCUAAGGCUCGCUCGAGGUGCUUCUGAGGCGCAGCUGGAGGAGAGCCGCGCGUGGCUGGAGCAAGAACUGUCAUCAGGCGUCAUCGAAGGCGACGUCUACAAGCAGACGCGCAACCAGUCAUCGGUGCUUUUCCUUGAUCUCUACAAAGGUGAAAAGCACAUCAACAAGGAGUUAUGCCGCUUUGCAGCUGUAGAGCCCAAAACUAACCUAAAAUGGCUCAAGCCUGACGCUGUCCGCGCUUCCACAUCCUCUUCCGUUGACGAGGGGUUGUCCGUCUCUCCGUCCGACUCCCAGCGACCCGAUGAGAAAGUAGACAAAAUUUCAGAAGUCCAAGAGUCUCAUUCCGUGGAGGUAGACGGUCCUCCUAAGGAACAACGCAAUAGGCGGGAACGAUCUCCUCGCGCGUCAAAGGACUCUACAUCAGAGGAUCACAAUGUCGUGUUCCGCGAGCCUGCAGCUCCUCGUCGUAAUGACGGUGCCAGCGGUGGCGGCCGUCGCGGCAAUCAAUGGGCCAACCGCAGGAACGGACGGCCGCGCCAACAGAAACUGCCUCCUCUCCAUGACUGGGCUGUCCUGUGCUUCGACCUGCGCACUCCUGCUCAUUCCAUCGCAACUUUGUGCGAGAUGGUAGAGCACGCGGGAAAGGAUAGCAGGGUCUCCAUCGCCGCCGCCGAUUCCAUUCAAAUGGAAAACUGCGACGACUCUGCCAUGGUUUCGGUGCUUGCGGAUAUGAUCGCCGCACAACCGCGUCUUCUCUUGCUGCUAUGCGUUCUACCUCAGCAUGUGCAGGACUACAGUGCGUUAGAGCGUACAGGUCGCAACCUCGGCGUGUGCGUAGUUUGCGUCAGGGGCGAGAGCAUUGCUGAUCCAACCCCCAACACGGCUACGAGGCUGCUCGCCGAUCUGCAGACGGCAAUGCUGAAUUCUCCUGCUAUACUACCCGAUCAGGGCUCUUUCAGCUACGGUGGAAGGCAACGACGAAGAUACAACAGAGACAGGAGGAACCAGAAAUCGUCUGUGACCACUCAGCGGAGCACCUCCCCGGGAUCGCAAACGCUGAUGAGCUUCACUCGUCAAGACGGAGGUGCCGACACUAGCCUGCAAGCUGUUCUGGGUGCAGCCAGUCAGGGCGUCUCUCUGCUCCACAAGCUAUCUCUGUCUAAUUCUCAGGGAGGAGAGACUUCGAAUGCCAAUACUGUGCUCCAGUCUUCAACAAGUCAACAAGAUAUUGUCAAGGCUAAGCGUAGCCUCGAAGAGUUGCAGGCAAAGCACAAGCAAGCUAAGGCCUACACCUACGAGGCCUUCCUAGCGGCCGCGGAAUUCUUCAGCCACCUUAGCCACGCGGUUGCUCCCAAUCCGUAGACUAAACUUGCGCACUACACUGCUUAGGGGGGUUGCCGGAAUCGUCGCUCCUCGCUCCACCAGAGUCCUUGACCGGCCAUCGUGCUUUCAAUUUUUAUUUGAACUCUGUAUUCGUACGGAAUAAGGUUUUGAGUUUUCUUGAUUUUCCAUACAUUGUUCGCGUUGGCCUGCAGGCCUGAGAUAUGCACAUUAUUCUCACGGUGAAAGAGCUUCUUUUUGAUUGUUCGUUGCUUUAAUGCUUGUUCUCUUUCUUGCCUUUCGUUGCGUUGCGAGAAGAGCUUCGUUCAUGACAGUGCAGUGGCUUCCUGUUGCGCCUAAAUGCUGAGGCAAGGUGCCGGGAGUUUACUUGCUGCUAAAAGUUUACUAUUUCUAGAUUAUGCCAGCCUUCGGCAGUAGUUCUGAUAGCUGCCUCCGGAAAACGUCAUUAUGAUUAGGGUUAACUGAAGCUGCGUCCUUGCUGUAGUCACGUUUAGACUUGUUUUGUAUUGCAGUACUUGAUGCGCUUCUUGAGACCACGUCUAGUUAGUCAGUGUGAAGGGGCUAGUAGAAAUAACAGCAAUACACAAAGGGCUGCUCUUUCCUUGUUGUUGUGUUGAAUGAACGAACUUUGUGCUUUGCUCUCUCCAGCUCUUGAAGCCUGUAUGAUUGGAUGGUGCCUCGCUUGAACUACGUAUUCUCAGAAUGAGAACGACAAACGAAUGAUUCUGCAUUCGCCCAUAAAUAAUAAAAUAGCCAAAUCGUU